Messenger RNA from Suillus plorans, 798 nucleotides. RefSeq lists its product as uncharacterized. Lineage: Eukaryota; Fungi; Basidiomycota; Agaricomycetes; Boletales; Suillaceae. The coding region runs from base 1 to 798 and encodes 265 amino acids. The transcript has 5 exons. The record is from RefSeq and is a predicted model, not a curated record.
AUGGUUCAACUUUCGGCAAUCGCCGGCCAUGUGUUGAACUUCGAUGUUAUCUGUUAUCAAUCAGUUCAUCAGUUCAUCAGCUCAUCAGAUAUCAUGAGCUCUCAACCUGGGGUCAGAUUUCAUGACCCUCCGGUCACUGAAUACACCUCAAUGGAUGUGGAUGAGACCUCCCAGUCCCGGAUGUCCCUUGAUCCAUUAGAUGAUAUAUACCUUGGGCCGGAUGAUGAGUUAGACUCUGAUUCUGGGUCAUCCGGUGGUCUGGAUUCGUUAAAUGCGAUUCCCGGUAUGUUUCUCAAUUCAAAUGUACAUAUUCUACAUGUGCAAAUCCAUCACAUACUUCCAGAUCCAUCAUAUCCGGCCCUGGCAGAUGGACUGGCCCUGUAUGAUGACCCGGACUUAUAUCUUGGUCCGGAGGAUACCUUUAUUUCGUCUGAUGAUGCUCCGGCUGUACCCGAUUUUCCUAUGGCUGUGAAUGAAUCGACUCCCGAACCUCAUCCGGCCACUCCGGCUGUACCAGAGGCACCCAUACCUUCGAAUUCAGAAACUCCCGAACGUCAAUUGCCCGAGCCGGAACUCAACAAUGACGAACUGCGUGCCAUGGUUCAGGAGUUCAUGCCAAUCGGAUCUUAUGAUCAAGCUGAAAAUCGCCUGGGUGAUUACGAACAGAGUCAUGGAAAUCUUCCUGCCCCUACAGUAGCACAACUUCUUGAGGCUGACAGACAUUCAGGAUGGCAUGGGCGGAAACAUGCGACAAACUGCGGAAAGCAGAUGCUGACCUCCGGAGGAUGCAACGGGUAA